AUGGCGAGUCUACGGAUGGGCAGCAUGCCGUCGUUGCGGCGACAGCACCUCCUGGCCGAAUUUGCUGGUCUGAAGCAGGCUUGUCCGGAGGGGGUCUUUGUGAGCUUGACGCCAGGAGACCCGAUGCUAUGGUCCGGCGUCAUGUUUGUGAGGCACGGACCCUACGCUACGGCUAUCCUGAGAUUUCAGAUUUCGUUCCCAGACACAUAUCCUCGACUACCGCCACUGGUCACUUUUUCAACAGACAUUUUCCACCCCCUAAUCACACCAUUAACCACGUACAUGUACACCACCGACAUUCAGGACAACGGCACGGUAAGCGCCACCGACGCAGAGCGCCUACCGCCCGGAGGUUUCAGUCUACGACAUGGGUUUCCCGCUUGGUUUGGGCGGGGCAGCAAAAGCAACGCAGGGAGCCGACAGGUCAGCGGCCAGCAGCAACAACAACCGCCCGCGACGCCUGCCAGAGGCGGUGGGGGGCCAUCCAGCACUACGUCGACGCCGAGCUCAAAGGCGACGCCUCUCGGAGGACGGCCUGGGUAUCUCGACACUUCGAGGCGAGAGGUCUCCACGUACGAGGUCUUGCGAUAUAUCCGGAGCACGUUCGAUGACGAAAAGGUGCUAGACUCGGUGCCUCUCGAAGCUGCGGGAAACCCCGGCGCGUGGCAUGCGUGGCGGACACGUCAGCGACAGACCGGCAAGAGUUUUCCUGGCGAUCCGGUACCGCAGGAGAAGAGUGAAAAGGAGCAAGAGAGCGACAAAGUGGCAGAGGCUGCUGAUGGUGCUCAGGAGAAGAAGGAAGGCGAAGCGGAAGGGGAAGAAAAGGUGGAGGAGGCGCCGCCUCCGCUGCCUGAGAGGAAGCCUUCCACCAGCGGGAGUGUUCACUCCAUUGUUAGGAAACCUAUCGGUAGUGCGCCUUCCGUCUCCAGAAAGCCUGGGGAAUGGAAUUGGGAAGGCGUUUGGGAGGAUAGAGUACAGAAAGGCAUCACGACGUCCCUGUCUGAGGCGGUCUUGUACGGGGCGACGUCGGGCGGGGAUGACCUGAUCAACUUCCUUGCAAUGGAGGAAGGCGACGUGGACGCUGUGAGAGAAAAUUUGCAGCGUACACUGGGAAGCAGCCCGGCGACACCUGAAGAACCUCACCUAGCAUGCACGUUCACCUUCCCCUGUAGCGGAUGGGAUAUCAUCAUUCCAAGACGUCAGAUCAUCACGUACAUUACUUACCGUCUUGUUACUUCGACUAUGGGCCUCUCAACUCCCGUAGCCGCAGUUCUCAUCGUUCUCGUCACCGUCGUACCCAUGCUACUCAUCGCAGGCUUCACCGCCCGCUUCAUCUCACGCAACUUCAGGGACGCAGCCGGUGCCAUUGAACCCAAGCCAACGAGACGCUGGUUCGGCCUCCGACGCGUCAAAUCGAACGACAGCGCCACCACCAGCCUCGCAACCAACACGCUACACUACGCCGACUCGUGGCCGGAUCUCGAAAGUCUCAGGACGUACCAGGACACGCCGACACCUUCGAUCCGGCGCGGCAUCCACGAGGUAGCCUUGGGCCAGUCGUUUGAGCUGGAGUUUCUCGCCGACAAGGCGGAGAACGGAUCGGAGAGGGGCGGUCCCGAAGUCCCGCAGCCGCUCAAGGUUCUCAAGAGACUCGGGCGUGGUUCUGGAGGGGAGUCCCGAGGAGAUGCAAGCGGCUCGCGAACAGUUGCCGAGACUGACGAGGGUGUAGACGGUGUCUCGGGACCGUUUGGCGAGUCACUCGUUGAACAUUCUUCACCUAGCGGACGGCCACAAGCGCAUCGACCACCAGCUUGGGAUAAAUUCGGUUCACAUGCUAUUCCUGGGCCACUCGAUGAUGGCCUUGAGGCAGUAUCCCAAGCACCACAACGCGGUGCUUCUAAUUUUAUGCGGUCUUCUAGUAACUCGUCUCUGGCUGCUCAAGCAAGCACUUCAUAUCACUCAAAUAUUUCAGGAGAGAGAAACACGUCUCAUAGCUCCCUUGUGCUCGUACCGAAUAUUCGUAUCACCCCAGAAAUCAGGGCUCUCGAUGGCAGCACGGCAAGCUUCUGGGUUGCCGUCGAGGUUUCAGGCCAAUUGUGUCAACCUCUCAACGGCUUACUCUGCGAUGAUACCUCUGCUGAAUAUGAGUCUGCCUUGCUGAGCAGACUCAAUAAUCCAUCUUCUACAGAUCCUUUCAGGCAUGGGUGUAUUCACAGCAUGGAUAUCCAAAUCGUUCCGCUUGGAAACAGUUGUAUUCUUGAGACAAUUCGGGAUGAUCCUGUCCAAACAACACUAGGUAAUAACGACAUUGUACUGCUGCUCGCGCAAGUCCUAGUCAAAUCGCCUCGCUCCACUGCCGUGACUACGCAGCAAGGCCAUGUCAAACACAGGUCAGAUGAGCUGAUUGAUGACUUGGAAUAUCAGUUAGGAGAUUCAAACCUCGAGUAUAUACGCGUUUCGGUCAAGUACAACCAUUCAGCAUUCUUUUGCCAAAGUCGAAAUGACAUCAUCGACAACAUAGCAGAAGGCGGCACAAAACUAGAAACGUUUGCUACGGCCAUCGUCAAGCAACAUAAUCACCGAUCGCCAUGGUCCCCAAGUACAGCACCAACAUACAAUCCCAUUGCGAGCAUCAUCCUUGGAAAUUGGGGGCCAUCGAAAGCUCGUAAUGUGAUUCAUCGUAUAUCACCACAAAGGCCCCUCAGGGCGAAGUCCAGGAUGGACUUGUCUUUGGGAGACGAACCAAUGGAUAUGCUGAGCCCUCCGGUAAUUCCUAGGCGAGAGGCAAGCCUCGGUAGAGACGUGACAGUCAGAAAACCAGACGCAAUGUACAAUGGGUGGUCUGCCGGGCGUCGGAGGACGUUGGCAGUGGACUUGGACUGGGGUAGGCCCCGCGCGGAAGAAGUCGCGGAAGAAGGGAAGCGGUGGCCAUCAACUGCAACGUGCCCCGGCGAGGCGGCAACCGGGGCCGGAUUCAAGAAUAGGUUUGCGAAUCAGUUGACCGCAUUGAGAAGCCCGCGCUCGAUAGGCCCGGGCGUUUUGAGAGGCUUGGCAUCUUCAGUCGCCGGCACCCGAGAUGAAGGUCAUGAAGCAGAGAACAGACAGGCGCAUGGAGGAGAGUCCCCUCGCGGCCAGGGAAGAAAGUCAUUCAGCCGUUGGAGUUGGACGAGCUGGUGGUCUUGA
Colletotrichum lupini is the source of this 3183-nucleotide messenger RNA. RefSeq names its product ubiquitin-conjugating enzyme. The record is from RefSeq and is a predicted model, not a curated record. Bases 1 to 3183 code for a protein of 1060 amino acids. The transcript is spliced from 11 exons. Lineage: Eukaryota; Fungi; Ascomycota; Sordariomycetes; Glomerellales; Glomerellaceae.